AACUGCUGCUGGCUGCCCCGCAACCGACAGCAGACACUGCUGGAGCGCAGCGCAUAGAGCGGUGAGCUGAUGCCCAGUACCGUACCUAUGGGUUGGGAGCUCUCUGUCCUCGGCUAAUUUGCUCUGCAAUUACCACGGACGAACUGCGCACGAAGUAUUUAAAGGACGCCAUUUGAAACAAUGACAUAGAUUUGUUUUUUAUCCGUCACUACUGGUUAUUGCGGAUGUAUCCCCUCUUUUCUUUCGGAUUAAUUUUUGGGGACUGCAAUCUUGAGAUCACAAUUACAUCGACUGAAGACCCAGCUAGAGAUAUCCAGUGGGCUUGACCCGCGUUUGAAUGUAACAUCAGAAUAGUCUGAUUUAUAGUCAGUUUGGCAAAUACAUAUUAAUGAGCGGAUUUAUUUUAGGUAAUUUUCUAACGGUAAAAACCGUUAUCUGACUAGCCACAUUCAUCCUUAGCUAACGUUACCUUGGUAUCGCUUGCUAUAGCUGUCUACAUCAGCUAGAUUUUGUUUCGUUUCGGCACACGUUUUAGAUUAGUCGUUCCGCUAAAUCAGACUGGAAACAUUACAAGAGGAAUCUGAACGCGGAAUACCACUUUCCAGAACACUCAAAAUAACCUCAAACAAGAAACGAAAGAAAACCGGCACAAUUUUGAGUUUAUCUUCGAAAGGACAAGGUCAGGGAGCUGAGAGGGCACUUAGUGGAGAAGAGGAGAGGCAAGGACACAGACAGAGGGAGCAUGCGUGUGUGACGGGCGUCUGUGGUGGGAUCUGUCAGGCCCCUCCCCUUGUUGGAGCCCCUUCACACCUGGGCUGGAGACCCCAUUUCUCAGUCCCAGUGGCAUCAACUUGUACAGCCAUGAGGAAGUUUGCCUACUGCAAGGUGGUGCUGGCCACGUCUCUGGUCUGGGUGAUGCUGGACAUGUUCAUCCUGCUCUACUUCAGCGAGUGCAAUAAGUGCGACGACAAGAAGGAGAGAGGACUACCGGGGAGAGACGAGGUGGUCCAGAGGCCCCGCGACGGUCCGGGCGAGAUGGGCAAGCCGGUGGUCAUCCCCAAGGAGAACCAGGAGAAGAUGAAGGAGAUGUUCAAGAUCAACCAGUUCAACCUCAUGGCCAGCGAGAUGAUCGCCCUCAACAGAACCCUGCCUGACGUGCGUCUGGAAGGGUGCAAGAACAAGCUGUACCCGGACGAGCUGCCCCGCACCAGCGUGGUCAUCGUCUUCCACAACGAGGCCUGGACCACCCUGCUGCGCACCGUCCGCAGCGUCAUCAACCGCUCGCCGCGCCACCUGCUGGAGGAGGUGGUGCUGGUGGACGACGCCAGCGAGAGGGACUUCCUGAAGAGGCCGCUGGAGCAGUACGUGCGCAAGCUGGAGGUGCCGGUGCGGGUGGUGCGGAUGGAGCAGCGGUCGGGGCUGAUCCGGGCGCGGCUCAAAGGCGCCUCGCUCUCCACGGGCCAGGUCAUCACCUUCCUGGACGCGCACUGCGAGUGCACCGUGGGCUGGCUGGAGCCCCUGCUGGCCCGGAUCAAGCUGGACAGGCGGACGGUGGUGUGCCCCAUCAUCGACGUGAUCAGCGACGACACCUUCGAGUACAUGGCCGGCUCCGACAUGACCUACGGGGGGUUCAACUGGAAGCUGAACUUCCGCUGGUACCCCGUCCCGCAGAGGGAGAUGGACCGGAGGAAAGGCGACCGCACGCUUCCUGUCAGGACUCCCACCAUGGCCGGCGGGCUCUUCUCCAUCGACCGGGACUACUUCCAGGAGAUCGGCACCUACGACGCCGGCAUGGACAUCUGGGGAGGGGAGAACCUGGAGAUCUCCUUCAGGAUCUGGCAGUGCGGAGGGACCCUGGAGAUCGUCACCUGCUCCCACGUGGGUCACGUGUUCCGGAAGGCCACGCCCUACACCUUCCCCGGGGGCACGGGCCAGAUCAUCAACAAGAACAACCGCCGGCUGGCCGAGGUCUGGAUGGACGAGUUCAAGAACUUCUUCUACAUCAUCAGCCCUGGCGUGACCAAGGUGGACUACGGGGACAUCGCGACUCGGACCGCCCUGAGACAGAAGCUGCAGUGCAAACCCUUCUCCUGGUACCUGGAGAACGUCUACCCGGACUCCCAGAUCCCCCGCCAUUACUACUCCCUGGGAGAGAUCCGCAAUGUGGAGACCAACCAGUGUCUGGACAACAUGGCCAGGAAAGAGAACGAGAAAGUGGGGAUAUUCAACUGUCACGGCAUGGGGGGAAACCAGGUGUUCUCCUACACGGCCAAUAAGGAGAUCCGCACGGAUGACCUGUGCCUGGACGUGUCCAAGCUCAGCGGCCCGGUCAUGAUGCUCAAGUGUCACCACCUGAAGGGGAACCAGUUAUGGGAGUACGACCCCAUGAAACUGACGCUAGUGCACGUCAACAGCAACCAGUGUCUGGACAAGGCCACGGAGGAGGACAGCCAGGUGCCCAGCGUCAAAGACUGCAACGGCAGCCGGUCCCAACAGUGGCUCCUGAGGAACGUCACGUUGCCCGAAAUCUUCUAAACGCGCGUCCGCGGAGAGAGAGACGGAGGGCAAGCGAGAGAGAAAGAGACACAGGCUCCCAAUACAGACAUUCGAAGAAGAGAAUGAAAGAGAGAGAGAGCGAGUGGGAAAAUAUUUUUCGACUGGGCUACCUCGGCAUGCUUCUCUGCCCUCACGGUGGCUGCAAGAGAGAAAUAAAUAACUCCCCAUUACUCUGUGAGAGCCGGAGAGAGAGAGAGAGAGAGAGAGAAGACUUGGGCGCUCGAGGGAAAAAAAAAAAACUUGAUUCAUGUGCACUUGCCUUCCCUAGGAGGCAGUCGUCCCAGUACCGCUUGCAUAUCGGUUUGUUUACGUGACUGCCUCAGUUUGUUAUUUUUGUUCGUGCGUGUGUGCGUGUGUGCGUGCGUGCGUGUGUCUGAGCGUGUGUGUGUAUGUGUUUUCCCUCCAAAAGGGGCGUUGCUUCAUUUUUGUUUUAUUUAAGUUUUUUUAUAUGGAAGUACAAAAAAUCAGUGGAUGUGUGAUUGAAGGGCACACCUGUGAUUCAGACAGAAUAUGAGACUACAGGGUGUCCCCUGGGGAUAAGGCCUACUAAUACUGGUGUGUGUGUGUGUGUGUGUGUGUGUGUGUGCCUGUGGGUCAUCAGUGAGGCCACGGCUUCGGAUGAAAAGGACAAGCCACACACUACACGGCCAGACGGAGCGAGUGGAGCUCUUUGUCCACAGAUACUUUAGGCCAGUCGAGUCAGAGGACAAUGUGCUGUGGGAAAGCUCAACAGAGAGAGGAGCCGGUAACAAACUCCAAUUGAGAAGAGAACACAAUGAAGCAAUCAUAAAAAACAGGGUUGACUUUAAAUUCCUAUAGGAUCAAAAGACAAAAUAAUCAGUUUUGUGAUAUCUUCGAUUUUUAUGUAGGAUUUUUUUAUAUGAAUCGUAAACAUGAUUUUUUUUUUUGUUUGUUUUUACAGUUUUUGUGAGUGCCACAAAAAAAGAAGUGAUUUGAGUUUUAUUUUUAAAAUUUAAAUUGGACCCCUUUUUUGUUCGUUUGUCUGUCUGUCUUAAAUAAGAUGUUAAUAUAGAGCUAACAUGUACACACCUAGGUCUCUGUAUAUCCCAGAACUGUUGCCUUCUUGGUCAUUUUGUGACUGACCUCGAUGAUCUAAUCUUGCUGUUUUGCUCCGUAAUGGUGGUCUUUCCAUUUCAGUCUGAAGGAGAGAGUUGUGCUUCCACGCUUAUCUACUGUCGUGUGUCACCCUGAGACAGUUCCCCACGUGACCCUCCUCGGGCCCCUUCCCUUUCUCGUGUGAUGAGCGCACGUCUUCACGUCAUCGCUACGUUUCAUUGCGGCCAUCGCGCACCUUUGCUUGGUCCCACAGGGGGGCGCACUUUGGAAAUGCUCGGCGUGGACUUCGCUUCCGGAGCUCUGUAUCGCCGGGUGACGCGGAGAUCGGUCUCCCCCUUGCGGUCACGCCCGUUUGCACACCGGACUCUUCAAACCAGCUGAAUGCCCCCCUCGCUCCCUACUUCCUCCAAUGGCGGGGAAGGGUGAACAGUGGACACGCCCACACAUCAACUGCAUUUCAUCUUUUUAUUUUCUGUAGAUACAAAGAAACAUGAAAAGACUGCACUCUCAUAUCUUUUCUGGAUUAACAGACCAAAAGAAACCUUUACAGACUGGAGAUUAUUAACUGUGGAGCAAAUGAACAGGUGUGAUGUGGAAUCCCCCCAUAAGGGUUUUCGAUGAUAACACAGAUGCAUCAUUGACUGAUAUUAUGGAGUCCUCUUGUCUGAAGGCGCACACGGGCCAUCGUAUCAACAACCAGAAGCCUCAUUCUGGAUAUCUUUUUUUUAUCAUUAUAUUGCUUUUAUCAUCAUGAUUAUUUCACGUUUAAUAUGGAUGUUAAUGACCAACACCAUCUUCUUCCUUCAUGUGCUUUAUCCGAAGUUUUUGGUAAAGUUCAUACAUUUCAGUUUCCUUUCUAAGCAGGAAAAAGGGUGUUUACACACAUUCUUAAAAAUAAAUGUCAGUUCAUUUGUACUUUUUAUUUCAUGUUUCUGAGACUGAACCUUGAAGGGUCUGGUGAUUUGUAUGGCUGUAUUUUCAGGGCUCCCGCAGGAGCUGGUCUACAAGGGGGAAAUAAAGAGUGAGAAAGUGUU
Messenger RNA from Anguilla anguilla (European eel), 4667 nucleotides. It is a transcript of the gene galnt1, whose product is annotated as UDP-N-acetyl-alpha-D-galactosamine:polypeptide N-acetylgalactosaminyltransferase 1. The transcript is spliced from 14 exons. Bases 862 to 2535 code for a protein of 557 amino acids. Lineage: Eukaryota; Metazoa; Chordata; Actinopteri; Anguilliformes; Anguillidae. The record is from RefSeq and is a predicted model, not a curated record. Gene Ontology annotation, cellular component: Golgi apparatus.